Molecule: messenger RNA, 1923 nt
Organism: Scheffersomyces stipitis CBS 6054
Lineage: Eukaryota; Fungi; Ascomycota; Pichiomycetes; Serinales; Debaryomycetaceae
Gene: PSV2
Product: major coat protein/ssRNA-binding protein - IMP dehydrogenase/GMP reductase
Exons: 1
Coding region: 1-1923 (640 amino acids)
Source: RefSeq, a predicted model, not a curated record
AUGCUUUACACUGGUAUUAAUUGUUAUUCCCCUACACAAGAGCAUGGCCAUACCAAAGUUUACUUAGAAAUUCUCUUGAGAGCGAUUUGUUCGGACUCUAUACAAAGUAAGACAUUUGAAGCUGUCCAAAGUUUUACAUGGUUGGGUCCAGUUAGACUGAAGUUUGCCCCAAGUGAAAGUUCCUUCGAUGGAUUGAGCAAGUUAUUCUUAACCAUUGACAGCGGACUAUGUUUGGAUAAUAUUAAACUACAAGCGAAGAUAUUAACUGGCCUUCAAAUGUCUAGCAUAGAUGACCAUUUUGAUGAAUUUUCGUCCACAAAUUGGUAUGACAACCAUGUUUCUCUUCUUAUUAACAUAUUACGUCUCUAUAUAUUGCUCGACUUAGCAGAGAAGAAGGGUCUACAAACGGGCAGAUUUCCUCCUCUUAAUAACAAAACUUAUGAAGUUGAUGUCAAUAAUAUACUUCCGUUUCCCGAUACUCCUGUAAAGUUCUCUUGGCCCGGGGGGAGUGAAAAGAAAGGAUAUCCAAAUUUUGUAUAUGCCAAUGACUUCUUUCCGACUUCAUCUUCUCCAUAUAUUGACCUUCGUGGACUUGAUAUCGACGAAGCAAGGAUUGUGCUAUUCAUGACAGGAGAGUGGAAAGCACAGACCAACUUUAAAGUGGAUUUCAAUAGCUCUAAGUUGUGCAAUGAAAUCUUUUAUAGGUAUAGGAAACCUAUUAAUGAGUUGGACUUGUGGUAUAAUUCUGACGACUUUGGAAUGCCGAUGUCUCAUGUUGUUUUGUCAGCUUUACGCAAGUAUGUCGUUAACAACAGCUUAUACUAUCAAUUCCAUAUUGCAAGUGAUCUAAUUAGUCAGCUUAUGCUUACGAUUUUUCCUGAAAAUGUAGAGGGAAUGACGUGGUUGCAGCAUACUGCGGAGAUUAAUUUGCCUAUAUUUGGUUCUAUUAGAGGAAGAUAUCCUUUCCUAUGUCAAGGUGAAACUGCCAUAGCAAGACCAGAUCACAUCAAAGAAUGGGCGCUAUUUAUCGCCAAUCCGUAUCUAUUAUUUUCAAGAUCAUUAGUACUUGCUACUUGCUUCAAUAUUGGUUUGGCUGCAAGGGAUUUCAGAAUACGUAAUAGUCUUUCACUGAAAGAAACAAUCGAAGAGUUUUUCUUGGACUCUGAAUCGUUUUAUGCAUCUGCAAUAAGUCUCGCCACUGGUUCAGAAUUUCCUAAGAAUGAAAUGACAAGUGCUUGUUUAUUUUAUCCUUCUCUUUUGGAAACCUGCGGCACUUAUUCGGUGCCAGUGUCGCUGCUACAAAACCAAUCAGAAAUUAUUGUAGAUAAUUGCGUGUUUCAUGACGUUCCAUUUGUCGGUUCUCCCUACACGUCAUAUCCAAUUGCAGUGUUUGAUGAUGAAAGUCCGUACAGUGGCAAGUUCUCCAUACCGACACCAAUCAGAGUUGUUGAUAAUGGAGCCAUAUACAGCCCUUUGGAUACUUGGAAAUUAGCCUGGCUCUGCGAAGUAGCUGGUUACAAACUUCAUGCUUCAAGCAUGAAAUCUAAAGAUGAAAUAUACAAACACGCUGGCCGCAGCAAGUGGUAUUCUUUGUCUCUAAAUUGCUUGCUGAUUGACAGCGAAGGUUUGCUUGUUACGGGGUUUGAACGAAUUAAUGAGGAUUUCAUCCAUUUGCCUAAUUUCCUCCUUCCGGACACCUAUCCAUCUUUUGAUAUAGAAGUCGAGGUUUGCAAUUUGUUUGUGGAUGUUAAAAAUUGCAGAGAAAGUAGGAGAGCCAUUUCUGCAGGCGUCUCAAGCAUUCGCUGGCGCAGCUUUGGAGAUUCGACACCUGAAAUAGUGAAAGGUUCAAUGAAACGGGUUAAUGGCUCAUUGAUUGCCACAGAAUAUGAACGAGAGGUAGUUCAAGGAAAAGAUUUUGAGUAA